Messenger RNA from Polypterus senegalus (gray bichir), 3147 nucleotides. RefSeq names its product EH-domain containing 4 (gene ehd4). The coding region runs from base 142 to 1767 and encodes 541 amino acids. The record is from RefSeq and is a predicted model, not a curated record. The transcript has 6 exons. NCBI's taxonomy places the organism in Eukaryota, Metazoa, Chordata, Cladistia, Polypteriformes, Polypteridae. Gene Ontology annotation, biological process: endocytosis; endosomal transport. Gene Ontology annotation, cellular component: plasma membrane; cytoplasm. Gene Ontology annotation, molecular function: GTP binding; protein binding.
GACAUGCGCCGACGCGUCUCGACGCUUCCUGCUCUCUCUUUCUAAGCGGCUGAAGCUGAUUGAGCUGAGCCACGCGUCUCACUUUGGUCGUGUUGAAACGGACCGCAGCGUACUGGACUUACAAAACCCGACAAAAACAUCAUGUUCAGCUGGGUGAGCAAGGAACAUGGAGGCAAAAACACCGAAGGGGAGAUGUUCAAGUCAGUGACAGAAGGCUUGCAAUCACUUUAUAUGAAAAAGCUGCUGCCCCUGGAGGAAGCUUAUAUGUUCCAUGAGUUCCACUCACCGGCCCUGGAGGCCGCCGACUUCCAAAAUAAACCAAUGGUAUUGCUGGUGGGACAAUAUUCCACAGGAAAGACAACCUUUAUUAGGUACCUUCUGGAACAAGAUUUCCCUGGCAUGAGGAUUGGCCCUGAGCCAACAACGGAUUCCUUUAUUGCAGUGAUGUAUGGCGAAAAGGAGGGAGUCAUUCCUGGCAAUGCUCUGGUGGUCGAUCCUAAAAAGCCUUUCCGGAAGCUGAAUUCUUUUGGCAACGCCUUUCUGAACAGGUUUAUGUGUGCCCAGAUGCCAAACCAGGUACUCCAAAGCAUCAGUGUGAUUGACACACCUGGUAUCCUCUCUGGGGAGAAGCAGCGUAUUAGCCGAGGUUAUGACUUCACCCAGGUGCUGCAGUGGUUUGGUGAAAGAGUGGACCGGAUCAUCCUGCUUUUCGAUGCACAUAAAUUGGACAUCUCAGAUGAGUUCUCAGAAGCAAUUCGAGCUUUCCGAGGACAAGAUGACAAGAUCCGUGUUGUUCUUAACAAGGCUGACCAGGUGGACACCCAACAGCUGAUGAGAGUCUAUGGAGCCCUCAUGUGGUCACUAGGGAAAGUGAUCAACACUCCAGAAGUGGUUCGGGUCUACUUGGGAUCCUUCUGGUCCAAACCCCUCCAGAACACAGAAAACCGCAAGCUGUUUGAGGCUGAAGCACAGGACCUCUUUCGGGACAUACAGAGCCUCCCACGCAAUGCUGCCCUGCGCAAGCUCAAUGACCUCAUCAAGCGAGCACGGCUGGCCAAGGUCCAUGCCUACAUCAUCAGCUACCUGAAAAAAGAGAUGCCUGCUAUGUUUGGUAAAGAAAACAAGAAGAAAGAACUGAUUACCAAACUGCCUGAGAUCUAUAUAGCACUCCAGAAGGAGCACCACAUCUCACCAGGAGACUUUCCCAAUGUCACCAGGAUGCAGGAGCAGUUACAGCACUACGAUUUCAGCAAAUUCCCUUCCAUGAAAUCUAAACUGAUUGAUUCAGUGGACAAGAUGCUCGCUGAGAAUAUUGCUGGUCUCAUGAUGCAGAUCCGCAAGGAGGAGAGUAACAUGCCCUCACAGUCAGUCCAGGGUGGGGCUUUUGACGGGGUUAAUGACAGUCCCUUUGGCCAUGGUUAUGGUGAGGGAGCUGGUGAGGGGGUCGACAACGAAGAGUGGAUCGUGGCUCGGGACAAGCCCAAAUAUGAUGAGGUCUUCUACAGCCUGUCCCCUAUGAAUGGCCGGAUCACAGGAGCGAAUGCCAAGAAGGAGAUGCUCAAUUCUAAGUUGCCCAACACAGUGCUUGGGAAGAUCUGGAAGCUAGCAGACUGUGAUUGUGAUGGCAUGCUAGACGAUGAAGAGUUUGCGCUGGCACAGCAUCUUAUUAGAAUCAAGCUGGAGGGCUAUGAGCUGCCCAGUGAACUUCCCCCACACCUGGUGCCCCCCUCCCACCGGCACAACAGAGCAUCUCCACUUCAGGGUUAAUACUGAUUGAGCAUGUGAAAUAAGUUCAAUAGCAUUCUGAUGUGAGUUUGAGCCUGCAGGCUGGUUCAGGUUCCUGGAUUUUUAUGACUAAUGCCCAGGAUAUUGAGACCUUGGCUAAAAUAAGCCAGUCUGUAAAUCAUUUUCCUUUUUAAUGAACGUACGUCACCAAAUACCUGACAAAGAUGACUGACUUUCUGUUUCUUAGUUUAUUCACUUUAGCUGAGGCUGUCUGCAUACUCUGUACCACAAAUCCUAUUACUGGGCCUGAUGUGACAUGGCAGUGUGCAGUGACAGCACAGCCUAAAGCUGGAAAGACCUUGAAGUGGCUGCAGAAGUCUUCUAAUUGACUGCAUUUUUUUUUCGCACAUUGUUUGCAGUGCCUUAUAUCUCUCUAUAUUCUUCUCUCCCUCAAUUUGUUGGGUGGAUUUAGGAAGAUUGCUUUAACAGGACCAUUUCUCAUUCCAAGUUUUAUCCAGUUUAUUAGGACCUUUGACAGGAUCAGGCUAGCUUAAUAAGGAGAUCUGCUGAAUGUGGCCGGCUAAGCACUGUUUCUGUUUAUUGUACCUCUUUGAUCUACCCUGACUCCUGUGUGAACCUUUGGGUGGGGAACUGAAGUGCCACAUCAUCACCAUCCCCUCUCUGUGAGCCUUGAGACAUCUUUGAUUUAUGAACACUGGUCAUGUGUUCAGUGUUUCUGUGUCUUUUUCACUAUUUUCUUUGUUACACUUUUCUCUCUUAGAGAGGCAAUGCAACUAAGGCUGGUUGACCAAACUCAUGGAUUUCUUCUUCCUUUUUAUUGUGAGCCUUUUUUAUUUCACCUGUUUUAUUUCUUUCUACUAUAUAUUUACAAGAGUACACUAAUUCUGCAUAUAUUAGAAACUCUCAAAAUCAUUUAUUUAAACUUUGUCACUUUAACUUUUUGAUGAUUUUUUUUCUUUUUCUUUCAGGUUUAAUCUUUUUCACCACUUCAUUCUGACCACAUUUAACAUUCCCUUUGCAUUUUGUUCAAAUGUUAUAUACUGUAAAUAUGGAUCAGGGAAGCCUGCUUUUCCCGCCUUCUUUUAGUUGUUGUUCUUUCUGCUCUUUUCCCUUUUUUUGUGUUUUUCCUUUCUCUUGCUUUCCUUUGUUUUGAUUGUACUCUACAUACUUCAGUCCUGACUCUGCUAUUCUUGGCUUCUCUCUACAGCUCUCUAAAAACCCUCCUGCAGGCUCCUGAAGAAGGACCACAUAAAUUUGAAUUGCUUUGUUUAAAAAUAAAUUGGUAAUGUACAAAAAUGUAUAUUUUAACAGUGGAAAAUUAAUUAAAAAAUAUUCUUUAUUUUAAUUUUUUUUAAAUGUUGCCGAAAUUAACUCUUGGAAUAAAAUGCUAUAUUUACUGCU